Messenger RNA from Cannabis sativa, 957 nucleotides. RefSeq names its product glycine-rich cell wall structural protein 2-like. NCBI's taxonomy places the organism in Eukaryota, Viridiplantae, Streptophyta, Magnoliopsida, Rosales, Cannabaceae. The transcript has 2 exons. The coding region runs from base 157 to 450 and encodes 97 amino acids. The record is from RefSeq and is a predicted model, not a curated record.
CUUUCUUCUUCCUCCUCCUCUUUAUUCUUGAACCCAAAUAAUAAAAAGGAAGCAGAAGCCAAAUUCAAGCAAAUCUCUGAAGCUUAUGAGGUUCUGAGUGAUCCCCAGAAAAAAGCAGUGUAUGAUCAGUACGGUGAGGAAGGGCUUAAGGGUCAAAUGCCACCACCAAACGCCAGAGGAUCGGGUGGAGCUUUAUACUUCUCGACCGGAGAUGGACCCACGACUUUUCAAUUCAAUCCUCGAAAUGCAGACGAUAUUUUUGCGGAGUUUUUCGGGUCCUCAGGACCGUUUGGAGGCUUGGGAGGGAUGGGUGGUGAAGGAGGAGGUAUGAGGGGUUCAAGGUUUUCAAGUGGGAUUUUCAGAGAUGACAUAUUUAGAUCGUUUGGGGAAGGAGGUGGAGGUGGAGGUGGUGGCGGUGGCUCCAUGAACCAUGGUGCCCCUAGGAAUUAAGCAUCUCCGAUUGUGAAUAGGCUGCCUUGUAGCCUUGAAGACCUGUACAAGGGAACUGCAAAGAGGAUUUAUUCAGAUCUCUAAAGAUGAAGAGGAUUAUUAAGCAAAAGUAGCGAGAGGAUUUAUUAAGCAAAAGAAGAAAGAAGAAGAAAAAGAAAAAGGAAGAAGAAAAAGAAAAAGAAAAAAGUAAAAAAAAAUAAUUUUUUUAUUUUUUUUAAAUUAAAACAAGUAAAAAAGAAAAAAAAAAUUAUUUUUUUUUUCUGAUUUUUUAAUUUUUUCAAUAUUUAUAAUUAUUUUUUAAAACUAAUAUUACGUGGAGCACUAAAAAUUUGCCACGUGUACAAGUGUGUACACGUAGACAGUCCACCGUGGCACUUAACUGUGAUUUUUGGACAGAGGUGUGCAGAGAAAAACGGAACCAGAGUUUAGGUAGUUUAGCUGCCAAAAUUUCGGUUUUUGUGGUUAAGUGUUACAAAACAUAAAAUUCAGGUGGUUUAGCCGCCAAUA